AUGCCAUCCGCCUACAAAUCUAAAAAGAAGAAGAAGAAGUCAUCAAUUAAACCCCUUUUUAAAUGCGCUCGGUACAGCGCCAAGAUCGAGCUGAAGCGCCAGGGCGUGUCCGUGGCCCAGCGGGUCAUCGAGUACUUCUCGGACGGCUCCAGCAGCACCUUCGCCGUGUCGUUCGACUACCCGGUGCAGAUCGAGCCCGACACCUUCUACACCGCCAGCGCGGUGCUGGACGGCAACGAGCUGAGCUACUUCGGCCAGGAGGGCGUGACGGAGGUGCAGUGCGGCAAGGUGACCUUCCAGUUCCAGUGCUCCUCGGACAGCACCAACGGCACCGGGGUGCAGGGGGGCCAGAUCCCCGAGCUGGUCUUCUACGCCUGAGCGGGGCUUUUAUUUUGAAGGGGCGAAGACGAUUCUCCGAGGAGGGAGGGACUCGCGACUUUGCCCCGCUGAGCCUCUGGAGACGGUUUGAUGGGAGCGUGAAGAAGUCUGGAAGCUCCCGUUCCUUCACGCCUCUGUUGUUGUUUGUUUACAGCGGUUGUCGAGGUCGGGUCAACACGGCGGUGAUUGGAUGAGACGCCCGGGCAGGACGCUCCGUGUCUCGGCUAAAGCCGUGUGUCAGAUACCCGAGAACUCAAAGUGAAAAUGUCAUAUUGGAACAAAGCAUUCCUGACCGAAGACGCCCAGAGAAGGAAGGGAGAGUCACGUGUAACUGCACAUUUAUUCAUGGUGUGAUGGUACAUUAUGAUCAUAAUCCCACAAAGACACACACACACACACACACACCAAUCUCUGCAUUGCUUUGUGCUGAUUGGCUGACCUCGUGUGAGGAGGCGGGGUCUGAAUCUGUCUGUCUGUCCUUUUGUCACGCUCAAUGUUCCUCAUGAUUAAUCUGUUUACUUUGUUGAUAUUAUUAUUA
Messenger RNA from Pseudoliparis swirei, 916 nucleotides. RefSeq names its product BTB/POZ domain-containing protein 3-like. Gene Ontology annotation, biological process: cerebral cortex development; neurogenesis; dendrite morphogenesis. The record is from RefSeq and is a predicted model, not a curated record. The coding region runs from base 1 to 378 and encodes 125 amino acids. The transcript has a single exon. Gene Ontology annotation, cellular component: cytosol. Lineage: Eukaryota; Metazoa; Chordata; Actinopteri; Perciformes; Liparidae.